Messenger RNA from Anneissia japonica, 1374 nucleotides. RefSeq names its product C-type mannose receptor 2-like. Bases 85 to 1374 code for a protein of 429 amino acids. The transcript has 7 exons. The record is from RefSeq and is a predicted model, not a curated record. NCBI's taxonomy places the organism in Eukaryota, Metazoa, Echinodermata, Crinoidea, Comatulida, Comatulidae.
CAAAUGCGUUUGUGAGUUUACCUGGCUGAAGUUAAACAGAUUCAUUUGACGACUAUCAAAGAAAUAAUCGACAACGAAAUAAUUAUGGUAUUGUUCAACACUAUAUUUGUAAUAUAUUUCUACAGUUGCAUAGGAGUGUCGCGAACAAUCAUCUUAAGAACAAUAGUUGGGGGAACAAUAUAUUAUUCUACAUCAAAAUAUCUAGAUUUUCAAAGCGCUGUAGAUUUAUGUAAAACAUAUUACGGCGGAAAUCUACCCAUUAUUCGGACAUUAGAAGACUACGAACGUCUUACCGCCUUACAAGAACGCAAUUUUUGGCUAGCUUUGAAUGAUCGAGAACAAGAGGGAGUAUAUGUAUGGACCACGUCAAAUGGUAGCUAUCCAUUAAAUACCGAAACUUUUGAUGGGUGGAUGAGCAAUGAACCUAAUAAUCUUUAUAACGAAGACUGUGUGAUUGCAAAAGCCAGGAAACUCAAGUGGAAUGAUGUACCAUGUACACUAAGAAAAUACAUUGUGUGUGAGAAAGAUUUCGAAAUUUCGUCUAUCAUUAGUGACAAUGUGUACUAUUACUUAUCCGGAAACAUGACAUUUUCUGAGGCAUACAUAGCGUGUAAGAAUAUAGACGCCGAUUUGCCGGUCAUCACAAACAAAGAAAAGAACGAUGCAUUUCAUUUUACUGAUUUUUCAUUUUGGUUGGCUUUGAACGAUAACGACACAGAUAGCAAUUACGUUUGGUCCACACGUAUUGGGGACUAUCCAGUAAAUGAACAUGAUUUUACGGCUUGGAACUUCCACAGUAUAGGUUUUGGGCCAACUACAGAUAACUGUGUGAUUUAUGUUUACGGUGUUUGGAGUUACGUAAACUGUGACGAUGAAAGACGUGUGGUGUGCGAAAAGGAAUCUUGCGUUGAUCCUCUUGGGGUUGAAGAUGGAACAAUUCCUUCAGAACAACUGACUGCAUCCUCCGAAUAUAACUUGUUCUUUCGACCUGAUCACGGGCGACUCAACACUGCCUCAACAGGCGAUUAUGGGGGAGCAUGGUCGGCAGCAGUCCUCGACCAAAAUCAAUGGAUUCAAGCCGACCUGGGAUUUUUGUUAAUGGUAACAGGAACGAUUACACAAGGUAGAGAUGCUGGGAUGGGUCAAUGGGUGACGUCAUAUAAAGUUCAUUACAGUCUUGAUGGUGACCAAUUCGGAACAAUCGAGAACGCAAGCGGUCAAGUUGCAGUGUUUACUGGAAACUCGGAUGGAAAUACUGCCGUAACAAAUAUGUUCCAUAUUCCUGUGUACGCUCAAUACAUCCGAAUUCAUCCAAUGAGUUGGAUACAUCAUAUAUGUAUGAGAUUUGAGGUUAUUGGAUGUUCAGGUAUUUAA